Messenger RNA from Brienomyrus brachyistius, 2510 nucleotides. RefSeq names its product solute carrier family 37 member 2 (gene slc37a2). The transcript is spliced from 19 exons. The coding region runs from base 616 to 2127 and encodes 503 amino acids. Lineage: Eukaryota; Metazoa; Chordata; Actinopteri; Osteoglossiformes; Mormyridae. Gene Ontology annotation, cellular component: endoplasmic reticulum membrane. Gene Ontology annotation, molecular function: glucose 6-phosphate:phosphate antiporter activity. Gene Ontology annotation, biological process: glucose-6-phosphate transport; phosphate ion transmembrane transport. The record is from RefSeq and is a predicted model, not a curated record.
UGUUGACUUUUAUUUUUUUCCGCUGUCGGAUCGGCUGGGCUUGGAAAUAAGGGAGCGUUUAAUUUUUUUUUAUAGAAAUGGAUAUAUUAUUUUUAUGCGCAGACGACGCAGCAAUCAUGUGACGCGUUGGGAAGGAGAGCUUUGUUAAUAUGGACUAAACAUUUAUUGGCUUCACGACCUGAGCGUGAGGCAGAGUAAAUCCAUGGAAAUUUAACGUGUGUUUUCCGUAAGGUUUUGUUUUUUCUUCCCAGGAAGUAGGACAUGAGCUAUUGCGUCUUGUAUUUGGAGCCGGGUUUUAUAUAGCUGAUUUCAGUUGUAGCCCAUCUGGUCUGGUGCUUAACAUUAAAUUAUAUAUGCGGUAUAUUAUUUUUUUAUAACCCACAAGAGACCACAGCCAACGUUAACUGGUUGUAUAUUUAUUUUUACUGUAUUUUUUUCAUUUUAUGUUUUCCAGUUUUAGUGUAUAAAAUACUUCUUUUACCUCUGCUUUUUAUAUAUUGGUCUUGAUCGUAAUUAGAAACAAGGCUGGCUGCGUACCAGAUCAAUGACAGCGAUGUUUGGGAGGCGAUCUGACUCGAAUUAAACAAAAGGGACAAAAGACAAUUUUCUCUCAAGAUGAGGUCUUCACUGGCGCCGGGCAUUAGGCUCAUCACGUCCUUCUCAAGAGAGAGCUGGUACAGAGGUUACACACUCUUUCUCACAUUCGUCUUUUACACCAGUUACCACUUGUCCCGAAAGCCGAUCAGCAUUGUCAAGAGUGAGCUGCACAGAAACUGCUCAUUAAUAAUCCAGCCGCAGCACUUGAACACAACCAACAAUGAGACGUGGUGCGACUGGGCCCCUUUCGACCAAGACAACUACCAGACACUAUUUGGUGCUUUGGACAACUCCUUCCUUGUGGCUUAUGCCAUUGGCAUGUUUUUCAGUGGGAUUUUUGGGGAGAGGCUGCCUCUGCGCUACUACCUUUCCACGGGGAUGCUUCUCAGUGGUCUCUUCACCUCCCUCUUUGGCCUGGGCUUCUACUGGAACAUCCACUCCAUCUGGUACUACGUCUUCGUCCAGGUCAUGAACGGAGUGGUGCAGACCACAGGCUGGCCUGCAGUGGUGGCCUGUGUUGGGAACUGGUUUGGAAAGGGGAAGAGAGGGUUUAUCAUGGGAAUCUGGAACUCCCACACUUCUGUGGGCAACAUCCUGGGCUCCCUGAUCGCUGGUGUGUUCGUCUCGUCCACCUGGGGCCUGUCCUUCAUCGUUCCCGGAAUCAUCAUUGCCGUGACAGGAGUGAUCUGUUUUCUCUUCCUGGUGGAAAGACCAGAAGAUGUGAACUGCAUCCCACCCCAACACCAUGAAUGCCCCGAGCAGGAGCCCCUUCUCCGCAAUGCCUCCAGCACAGAGGAGAUAUUCAGCAGCCCACAACCCGUGAACCAAGAGCACAUCCAUCAGGAAGAGGAGGCCAUCAGCUUCAUGGGGGCCUUGCGGAUUCCAGGCGUUAUCGAGUUCUCCCUCUGCCUGCUCUUCGCCAAGCUGGUCAGCUACACAUUCCUGUACUGGCUGCCUUUGUACAUCGCGAAUGUCGCUCAUUUUGAUUCAAAGGGAGCUGGGGACAUGUCGACCCUGUUUGACGUUGGAGGAAUUCUGGGGGGGAUCCUGGCCGGACUGGUGUCGGAUUACACCAAGGGCAGAGCCACUACCUGCUUCGUCAUGCUGAUUGUCGCCGCCCCCAUGCUCUUCCUGUACAAUCAAAUUGGACAAAAUGGACUACCGACCACUAUUGGUAUGCUGCUGUUAUGCGGAGCCCUGGUCAAUGGGCCCUAUGCCCUCAUUACCACAGCCGUGUCUGCCGACCUGGGCACUCACGAGAGCUUGAGAGGAAACUCUAGGGCGUUGUCAACGGUUACCGCCAUCAUUGACGGGACGGGGUCCAUAGGUGCCGCCCUUGGCCCUCUGCUGGCUGGCGUGAUUUCUCCAACUGGGUGGAAUAACGUAUUCUACAUGUUGAUCACUGCAGACCUGCUCGCUUGUUUGCUUUUGUUCAGACUUGUCAUCAAGGAGGUGAGAGGCUGGUGUGGAUACAGCACUCGGCAGAGGGGGAUGCCGGAUUUCCCUGCAGCUCCUGGGCACCGGGUUUAAAGAAAUCUGACGACCAUCCUUUACAAGGGAAGCACUAACCAGCAUCGGAAAAAUCAACAUCUUUUUUAAAAAAGGGACCAAGUAUUCAUCUAGUAAAUUUCCAACGAGGUUGUAAAUUGCAAACUUGCGUUAAUAAGGGACUUUCAUCUCUCAGACUCACAAUGAAUUGCAACAUCAAGGGGUGGGUGUGGAGAAAGAGGGGGGGGGAAUGGAAAUGGAGAAAUCCUUAGAUGUUCUGGGACCUAAAGACCCGCUGGAAGGAGAGUCCGGCCGGCAGUGGUCCAAAGCUGCUGUCAUUAAUAUGGAAUGGUUAUGUUACUAAUGCCUUUCUGCCUCUCUCAUCUUGUUCUGCACCUUUUAUCAUUAAAAUUGUGCUUAUUGCA